AUGGACGAGGAAGGGCCGCCGGCCACCCUGCACAUGAGCGCCGUCGAGGAGCCCGAGACGGUCAACGACAAGCGCUUCCUGUUCAGCGAGCUGGGCGCCUCGCGGCCCGUCUGGGUGGUGGCCGGUUACCAGGUGCCCAAGCUGCCGGUGCUGGCGGGUGGCUGCGCGCUGCUGGCCCUGCUGUGCGUGUUGCUGGGCGGCUGGUGCGGUGCGCUGCACGGUCGCGCUGCGCCGCCGCCGCCGCCGGCAGAGUGCGAGACGGCCGGGUGUCUGCGCCAGGCGGCUGAGAUCGCCAGCUACCUCAACAGCUCGUCGCCGCCCUGUCAGAACUUCUACGAGUUCGCGUGCGGCAGAUUCGACGACGUGCACCCGCUCGGUACGGAGAUCAGCUACGGCGUCGUGGACGUGCUGGAGAGCCUCAACAAAGUGCGCGUGGAGGAGCUACUGGAGCGGACGCAGUUUCAUAACGACUACUCCGCCGUCAGCAAGGCCAAGACAUUCUACAGCACAUGCAUGGCAUCUUUCCACGGCAACAGCAGCUCCCAACGCCUCCAGGACCUCAUCAACUCAGUCGGGGGCCUUGAUCUCCUGGACACGUUCGACCCCGACGAAUGGAGCUUCCCCGACGUGUUCCUCAGGACGCGCGAGAACAACCGGCUGCGCUUGUUCUUCUCCAUCACGUGGCUUCAGUCUCUGAACCGCGUGAUGGUCUCGCUGCCGCGACUCGGGCUCCGAAACCCACGUGUCUACACAGACGACUCGCCCAAAGGUAAGACGAAGCGCGACGUCUACCGCCAGGCGAUCGUGGCCGUGCUGGCGCUGGUGCAGGCCGACCUGCCGGCCGAGCGGACGCUGAACCGCAGCUGCGGCGACGACUGUGCCGGCGCGCUCGCCGACGACGUCAUCUACAUGGAGACCGAGAUCGCGAAGGUGAUGCCGAAGAGCGGCGACCUCUUGCCGGCGCCGGCCAACAUCAUGUCGCUGGAGGACAUGAGCCAGCUGGCGUCGCAGUUCCAGUGGCGGCGCCUGCUGGACACGCUGUUCGGCACCGGGGUGAUCGCCGCCGCGUCCAGCGUACAGAUACCCAGCAAGGAGUACAUGUCCAACAUCAACAGCCUGAUCAAGACAAGCAACACCACCGUGCUCAACAACUACUUCCAGUGGAACCUGAUCCGACAGUAUCUGCCGGCCAUGGGACCGCUGUACGCCAUCUUGGCGGAGGAGAUGAACUUCAUCACGCAGGGCAAGGCCACCAAGGCGCGCCAAGAGGUCUGCUUCGAUUUGAUGCGCAACUACUUCCCCCGAGCGCUGCGGGCGCUCUUCAUCCGCGGGCACAUCGGCGAGAACAACGUGGCGGCGGCGCAGCGACUGGUGACGCGCGUCAAGAGGCAGCUGGCCACCAGCUUCGGCUGGAUGACGCAGAAGGCGCGCGACACCUCUAUCACCGUGCUGCGGAACUUGCAGGUCAACUACGGCCAUUCGGCCUGGGUCACCGACCCGCGCCGUCUCAACGAGUACUACGGCAGUCUCACGCUGAACAAGGCCGACUUCUUCACCAACAUGCUGAACGUCGACCGCUUCAAGGCGUCUGAGCUGAAGACGAACGCGGCGCGGCUGGUCAACGACGACGCGAGCGACGACGACGUGUGGGUGGAGGGCGACACGGCUGACGUCAGGGUCACGUACAACCCCGUGCGGGGUCGGCUGCGCGUGCCGGCCGGUGGCCUGCAGGUGCCGCUCUUCAGCCACGAGAACCCCGACUACUGUCAACAGCCGCCACGCUGGGCUCGCUGGUGCUGGCCGAGCUGGCUGGCCCGUUCUUCCUGCGCCACCGCACCUACAGACGGCCCAGCUGGUGGGACGCCGAGACGUCAGCCAGCUAUCGACGCUACGGCUUGUGCCUGAUGGACAGCCUGGACGGCUACACGGUACAGGUGGAGCGAGGCUUCGAGUUCAAGUCGAACAAACAGAUCGGCGCCCA
Pollicipes pollicipes is the source of this 1981-nucleotide messenger RNA. RefSeq names its product endothelin-converting enzyme 2-like. Gene Ontology annotation, molecular function: metalloendopeptidase activity. Gene Ontology annotation, cellular component: plasma membrane. Lineage: Eukaryota; Metazoa; Arthropoda; Thecostraca; Pollicipedomorpha; Pollicipedidae. Bases 1 to 1905 code for a protein of 634 amino acids. The record is from RefSeq and is a predicted model, not a curated record. Gene Ontology annotation, biological process: protein processing. The transcript has 2 exons.